AUGCCUAGCCUAUCUUACUACCUCACGCCAUCAGAAGAGUCAAAAGAACGAAUGGCAAAGGCCAUUGACGUCGGUCACACCGUACUUCAGUAUGGGUGGAUUCCGUUCAUUAUUUACAUUGGAUACACGAGGAGUAACCCGCAGCCGUCUUUGAUCAAGCUCCUUAGCCCGCUGGCAUAG
Molecule: messenger RNA, 180 nt
Organism: Fomitiporia mediterranea MF3/22
Lineage: Eukaryota; Fungi; Basidiomycota; Agaricomycetes; Hymenochaetales; Hymenochaetaceae
Product: Tom7-domain-containing protein
Exons: 4
Coding region: 1-180 (59 amino acids)
Biological process (GO): protein import into mitochondrial matrix; protein insertion into mitochondrial outer membrane
Cellular component (GO): mitochondrial outer membrane translocase complex; mitochondrial outer membrane
Source: RefSeq, a predicted model, not a curated record